Messenger RNA from Centruroides sculpturatus (bark scorpion), 671 nucleotides. Its product is annotated as GRIP and coiled-coil domain-containing protein 2-like. Lineage: Eukaryota; Metazoa; Arthropoda; Arachnida; Scorpiones; Buthidae. The record is from RefSeq and is a predicted model, not a curated record. The transcript has 4 exons. Bases 102 to 671 code for a protein of 189 amino acids.
AUUGUAUUUAUUUAUUUUAAACAUAUGUAUAUAUUUAUUUUUUAUUCUAUAUCUGCAUUUAAUUUAAAAAAUUAAUUUUAUGCAAGCCUAUUUAGUUAGCCAUGGAGAAUGAAACCACCACUUCAGAUCCAAAUCCAAGACCAUCCAAAGUACCUCUAGAACAUAUGACCAAAGAAGAUUUGAUAAAGCAAGUGAAAAGGCAGCUUAUUUUGUUGCAAAAAACAAAACAUAAAUGUGAUGAAUUGAAUGAACGAUGUGUAACAUUAGAAAAAGAGAAAAAUGAAGCAGUUUCUCUUCAUAGUUCUGAAGCAAAUUUUAAAGUUAAAAUUACAGAAUUGGAAAAUAAAAUAAUCAGUAUUACAGCAGAAAAAGAUGAAGCAAUAUUACUUCAUGCAAAUAUGCAAACUGCUCAAGAACAACAUUUGAAUAAAUGUCAGGAAUAUGAAAAACUAUUAGAAGAAUGUAAAUUAGAAAAUCAUCAAUUACAAGAGUCUCUUCAGAAAAUGAGAGAAAAGACUAAAGAUGUAGAAAAAAGUUAUCAGCUUUCAGAAGAACAAUUAGAAUGUAUGAAAUUAAAAUUAGAAACAUUAACAACAACUUGUCAGUUUCUUCAACAUGACAUGGAAAAACUGUCAUCAGAAAACAAGGUACAUAUAAAUAUUUUAUUAUAG